Messenger RNA from Rhineura floridana, 3564 nucleotides. It is a transcript of the gene MROH7, whose product is annotated as maestro heat like repeat family member 7. NCBI's taxonomy places the organism in Eukaryota, Metazoa, Chordata, Lepidosauria, Squamata, Rhineuridae. Gene Ontology annotation, cellular component: cytoplasm. The transcript has 21 exons. The coding region runs from base 401 to 3244 and encodes 947 amino acids. The record is from RefSeq and is a predicted model, not a curated record.
UCUGUUAAUCUGCCUUUAUCAUCACCCUUCCCUGUACUUCACUCCAACAGGGAGUAUACAUUUGCAAUUUUCUAUGUAUACCUGAGCCUUAAUACAGGUAGGUUCAGAACUUCUUUCAGUGCAAGAGCUCACUUUUGAGUAGAUACGAAGCUUUAGUAAAUAGGAGUAGAUAUUUGCAGUUUGGGGGAAGCCAGUAUUGGAGAGGUCAGAAUGCACCAGUGCUCAGAAUCUCUGUUCUCACAGGCACGUGCAGGUCACUGAUUCACCUUCCAUGUUAGUCCAUAGAACAAUUGGCUGACUUCAGACUUUUGCAAGAUGAAAGUGUUUUGACUAUGAUGACGUGAGCUCUUAAAACUUUGUCUUCCUUUUCCCAUUCAGACAACAUGGUCCUUAUGUAAUCAUGGAGAUCAGUAUCUUCUUGCAUAUUGUUCAGGGAAGACUAGGGCAUAGUGAGCUGAUUCUGAGUGAGGGGACUAGGGAAAGCAGAGAGAUUGUACUGAUUUGUGAUGAUUAUGUUCCAAGUCCUGACAAAUUCCUUUCUGUACUAAAAGUAUUUUUUUUCUGUAUCACAGUAGCUCAGAGUCUGCCCAAACCAGGCAUGUUGAAGGAACAGCCCCAAGACACGUGUCAAAUAGGUCCACAGGAAUUCGAUUCGAACAUGAGUGGGAAUGGUAAUCAACCUUACUGCUGUGGGACUCAGAAACUGCAGCUGGUUGAGCAGACAAUGGUACAGAUUUCAGACUUGUCUCUAGACAACAUAGAUUCACACUCCACAGCUUUGCGCUGUCAGGGGAUGCUUCUCCUUGAGGACCUAAGCCAAGUGGAGCCUUCUCUGUGGGCUAAAGAGAAGCUGCUCAGAGUAUGCAUUGCCAGCAUCUUUGCCUUGCCCUCAGUUAACAUCUUGCAACGUCAGAAUGGGAAAAAAGUCAACAUACAGGCAUUGUACAACCAAACUGUAGAAGCUAUGGAAGCAAUGCUGAAAUGUCUAUUAUCGGAGAGACCAAAUACUACCGAACUGUGUGCACUUUUAGGUCACUUGGCACCCUGGAUGACUUCAGGACAAGCCCACGAACGAGCAAGAGCGGUGAAAGCCUAUGUGUCCCUGUUAAAAUUCGCAGCCACCUGCCCCAUGUUUCACAUGUCGCAUGAUGACUGUUCUAGGCUGGGGCUACUGAUUGGUCAGCUGUGCCUGCGUCUCAAUGAUCCCAAAAAGGAGAUUGGCCAACAUGCGAUGGAAGGCAUGUAUUUCCUGUACUCCCUUAUGCUGCACAGAAAGGGCACUGAAAUGAACACUGACUCCCUGGAAGCAGAGCCGCUCCACGUUUAUGAAGAGGUUUUGGGUGCCUAUGACCCUACUACAUCUCAGCAAAAUAUUGCCCGUAUUAUUAAAGAAUUUGCGCCAUACCUCACCUCAAGACAGAUGACAGAGCUUUUCUUAACCGCUAUAGGCUGCCUUAAGGAAGCCAAUAGGAGCACCACUGCAGCAUCACACACCAUCACAUCUGUCAUCCUGGAGCAGUACAAGCACAAGUUACGUAGGCAGGUGCCAGAAAUUGUGAAUAAGAUUUACCAGCAGCUUGGUUCCAUCUACCAGUUCCAGGACAGGCACAUAAUGAUGGGGAUUAUGACUGAGCUGGCUCAUACCUACAUGGCAGAAGUAUGCAGUGCCCUUCUCCGGUGCCCUUUCCCAGUCGACAGGUAUGCUGCUGAGAUGUGGUAUGUGUUAACCAAAACAUGCUCAUAUGAUGAACUAACUGUCCUUGUGAACGUACUGCUGAAAAAGCUGCAGCGGAGCCCAAAGUCCACUGGAAACUAUAUCACACCUCUGGCCGCUGCCAGCGCUUUCUGCAAGCUGUUAUCUAUGCCCAAAUGCUCAAAUGUGGCACUCGACAUCUAUCCCCGGCUGUUGAUGGCACUGCUUGUUCAGGUGCACUAUAGCAUCAGGCACAGCGUAAUAAAGAACUCAGAUUCUGAGGAGGAAUUUGAGCCUGUGGGCUAUAUUGUGACAGCACUGAAGACUCUUCUCCUAGCUGCAAGGUGUUAUUGCGAGUUUGCUCUUAUUGAGAAGGAGCAGGGCUGGGAGCUGCUCACCAGCUGCAACGAUCACCAUCGGGGGGUAGCCCUUCUUGCAAGAAUCAUGCUUCAGUGCUCCUAUUAUUUCAACCUCCUGAGGAUCUUGUACCUCUUAGUUCCCUUCCUGGAGCGAGGAGAUGAAGAGCACCAGAUCACAGCAAUGGCUUUCUUCAUUGAGCUUCUUUGUAUGUCAGAGGCCAGAAGACUUCCAAAACAAUAUUCCUUGUAUCGUCUGAAGCGAGGACUGGUUAGUGAAAACCCCAUCAUCCGGGCAUUGUGUAUCAAAGGACUGGUCAAUAUAGCAGACUGGAUGGGGGAGGAGGUAAAGGUCUUAUUGCCAGCCAUGACAAAAGGCCUGUCUGGAAUGGAUGGGCAGCUGUUUGUGGAGACUGUUGCUGAAAUUGAGAAGAUUCUUGCAGGAACAGAAGGAGCAGACUGUAUUUGCAAUCUCACCCUUUCUCUUCAGGAGCUAUUCAGUGAUGAGAGAGAAAGUGUCCGGGCUUCUGCCAUAUGUCUUUUUGGGAAGAUGGUAAAACGGGCUAAAAAAAGCAACAAACUUGCAAUAAAGAAUCAAAUACUAGAAAGCAUGGUUCCAUUACUUCUGCAUCUCCAGGAGGAGGACUAUGACAUCACCACGAAAUGUAGAUAUGCCUUACAUGAAUCCUGUCACUUCCUGGGGUGGAAAUUGCCAAAGCAGCUUGUCAGCAAGCAAACCUGGCAUGAGCAUGAAGACGUUCUGCAUGAAACCUGCCAGUAUCUUGUACAGAAACAAGAGGGAAAUCUCCAGAGAUUCUUGUACCAGGGCCUUUACUACACUGAGAGUCCACUUCUUCCUAUAAAAAGGGCUUCCAUCAUGUUCCUUGGUUUCCUAGUACAACAUAUGUACAGCAGGGCAGGAAAGAUAGAAUUGGAUAUGAUAAUUCAUGCUCUCGAAGGCUUGAUGCAUGACCCUGACGCUUCUGUGUGCAUAGCUGCAGCUCAUGCCCAUGACCGUGUUUCUUCCGUUCACUCCAAAGAGAAGGAUGGGCUUGAUGGCAACAGCAAGAGAGUGGCCAGUGACACUGCAACUGAAGAUUCUACGAGGAAUUCCAGAACGCAGAAUAUUAUCCGCAGCAGCCCUUCCAGACUUUUUGCUGUUAUCAGCCUCUGGAAAUCAGCCAAUGGAAAUUAAUAUUUGGCCAAAGAUGGAAGGAGCUUGGUAUACCAUUUCAUAAGAACAAAAAAGGCUGUGAAGAUCACUUUUCCUACACCCAAUUUCAGCAAAAACAACAGUAUAAGAGACCACAAAAGGAAUUGUUGAUCUACUAGGUACCUGGAUAAUAAACACCACUGAUUCCCUACAGAAUCCAGCCUCUUAGGCUUUUUCUUGCUACAGCUACAUUACAAUAGCUUUUCUAUAAAGGUCAAGGCAUCCCCCAAUCAUUUCUUAACUUGUGAACAACUCUCCUGCAAGUCCCUUUUACAUGAUUGUAGACAGAUAUAUUAGAUCGA